CCCAUACCUUGUAGUGGUGUGAGUCUACACAGUAAGCCGAAUUAGGUAAUAAUCCGAACCCCACGAUGAUGGGCAGUUAACGAGUCAAGAUGUUGCUGCCUGCGCAGAACGCGUGGCAUAGCAUGAUGUCGAAACUGUAAGAACUACACAGGAAGAUAAGAAGACGUAUAAGAGAUUCAUCAGCCGUGGCCAUCAAUUUAACCAUACGACUGUGACUUUCCCAGCAGUUUCCAGAGAUCAAAGGCAGAAUUCUGCGCUAGUUGAACUAAAUCACCAAUGCCCACCACACCAACCUUUCACGUGAGGGGUCUCAGUGAGAGCCUCGGCGAUGGCCAGUUCGUGAUAGACGCCUACGAUGCCUCACUUCCUCACUUAGCGAGUAUCGGGAGCGGAAAGCAAUGGGGGUCUACGCCAUUUGCAGGACGAACAGACCAAGAAGAGAAGAUCAAAGUCUUUAGGCAAGCGGAACACUACCAAUUGACAGGAGAAGGCCCUCCAGUCCAGAUUUUCAUCGUCGAAGCCGAGAUCCCUUCCUCAGCCGUCGACGAGCUGCCCUCUUCCUUGAAGCUCCGGAAAGACGCUGAUGGGAAAAACUUACUGUCUGUUGGAACUAUGAUGCUGUCGCAGGGGCUAUAUCCGCACUACAUGGCUACUCUGUUCAACCAGGACCCGAUCAAGAAGGAACUCGACGGAACUCGGGAUUACAUAUACCUUGAGGGCCUCAUCACAGACUUUCGAACAGGCGCGUGGCGCAAAGGGGUCGGGGCUGUAUUGAUAGAGUACGCUCGACAGUUCUGCCGGGAGAAGGGACAGAAGAUCUUAUACGCAGAUGCAUAUGCUGGGAACGAGCGGAGACUCGUCAAAUAUUACGAAACACAAGGCUUUCAUGUUGUUGACAACUUCGAGGCUAUAAAGCCGGACGGAUCUAUAUGGCCCGGGGUGUUCCUCCGCCUAGACGUGUCAGCUUCAUAAAGUAUCCGUUGGGCUUGGUGUAGCUCAAAGGAGGCCGAUAUGCAUUCUAUGUACAUUUUCGAGAGUUGGACAUACUAUGUUAUAACUGUACUAGAAACGCUCAUGCGAGAUCUCACUUGCAGGGUACAUCACUGGUAGCGGUUCAUUAUACGGGUUAAGCUUACUUUAUCAGGCCAUCUAUAGAAUACCACCCCGCAUAGCCUGGUUAGAACAUUGGAUACGGGUAUAGAUUAUUUCAGGACCUCUUUACAUGUCAAUUGGCUUUGCGUCAUAUAAGUAGACGAGAAUCAUCAAUCAACUAUCGUAUCUUACACUGAUACUUCAUGAUCCAGUACACAACAUUCACCUGGGUUAUCUCCCCUCAUGAAGAUACAGUAGUUCG
Molecule: messenger RNA, 1354 nt
Organism: Xylaria bambusicola
Lineage: Eukaryota; Fungi; Ascomycota; Sordariomycetes; Xylariales; Xylariaceae
Product: acetyltransferase
Exons: 2
Coding region: 277-972 (231 amino acids)
Molecular function (GO): acyltransferase activity, transferring groups other than amino-acyl groups
Source: RefSeq, a predicted model, not a curated record